This is a messenger RNA of Hermetia illucens (black soldier fly), 708 nucleotides long. Its product is annotated as peptidoglycan-recognition protein LB-like. Lineage: Eukaryota; Metazoa; Arthropoda; Insecta; Diptera; Stratiomyidae. Gene Ontology annotation, biological process: innate immune response; peptidoglycan catabolic process. Bases 104 to 661 code for a protein of 185 amino acids. The record is from RefSeq and is a predicted model, not a curated record. Gene Ontology annotation, molecular function: N-acetylmuramoyl-L-alanine amidase activity; zinc ion binding; peptidoglycan binding. The transcript has 3 exons.
CAAAAGCGGGCCGUGCGCAUUUUCACGGACUAUAAAAUCAAGGUUUCAAGUGGAACUUCUCAUAAGAAUUCGAUCAACUCAGUAGAUUGAAUCAAUUGUUACAAUGAAGGCUGCAGUUCUUGUUCUGAUUUUCGGAGUUGUACUCCAUCAAACCUACGGUGCUUUGAUCACCCGUGCCCAAUGGGGAGCUAGGGCACCAACUGGAACUAGCAAGUUCUCAGGAGUCAUUCCAUACGUUGUUAUCCAUCACUCUGAAUCACCUGGAGUUUGUACCACCACCGAUGCUUGCAAGGCUGCCAUGAGGUCCAUGCAGAACUACCACAUGAACACCAACGGAUGGGCAGAUAUUGGAUACAGUUUCGCAAUUGGUGGUGAUGGCAAUACCUACGAAGGUCGUGGAUACAACGUUGUUGGAGCUCACGCCCCAGGUUACAACAGCCAAAGUAUUGGUCUUCUUUUGAUUGGUGACUUCAGGAAGGCUAAUGCUCCAGCUAACAUGAUCACUGCUGCCAAGAACUUCAUUGCCUCUGCUGUUUCUGCUGGAAAGCUUUCCUCAUCUUACAAAUUGAUUGGACAUAGGCAAGCCGUAUCCACCGACUGUCCUGGAGACAAAUUGUACGCUGAAAUCAAAACCUGGGCUCGUUACACUGCUAACCCUUAAAUCGUUUGGCUAUAUCCAAAUGAAUAAACUGUGGAAAUAAUCAUUUA